Molecule: messenger RNA, 6935 nt
Organism: Cuscuta epithymum
Lineage: Eukaryota; Viridiplantae; Streptophyta; Magnoliopsida; Solanales; Convolvulaceae
Source: the annotation of a GenBank genome assembly
UUAUUUUUGUUUUUUAUUGUUUUUCUAUGUUUUAUGUUGGAGUUUUUUUAUAAGAAUAUUACUAAAAUAAAACUUAUUUACAUAAAUAUGACUAUUCAUUACUAAAACUUAAUGCUGUGGUAACUUAAGUUCAAAACUUGAACAUGAAUUACUAUAAUUUCAUUACUACUCUAGUAAUGAAUCAUAUUAGUGUAAACCAUAUUUAUUUUGGUCAUAUUUAUGUAAUUAUUUCUUUAUGUUGUUGCUAAUAUACAAAAACCUAAAUUUAUCAUUUUAAGUGUGUGUAUAUAAGUAUAUUUGUAUAUGUGUUCUUUCCCAAAAGAAGUAGCAAAGAUAAGUAGAAACCCAAAUAAACAAUAAAAAUAGAAGUUAACAAUAAGAAAAACAAUAAGCAACACGAUACAACAAUAAGCAACAAGAAGCAACAAGAAACAACAACAUGCAACAAAGAACAGCAUAUGUAGUAUAACAAAAAUCAACAUGAUACAACAAUAAGCAACAACAUGCAACAAAGAACAACAUAUGCAGUAUAAUAAAAAUCAACAUGAUGAAACAAAACGCAACAUAGUGCAACAAAAAGAAACAAAAAAUGUCUUGAUCGAACCUAAUGACCAUAAGCAGAGAUAUCCAUAAGGUUUGGCGCCAAAGUUGGUUCAGGUUCCUUAAUUUCAAUCACCACACAAUCAGGCAUGAAAAUAUGUUGGCCACUGAUGAAGCGUGCUCUAAGCAACAUACACCUCACCGCUUUGGUUGGAUCAAUGAUUCUAGUAGCCAUGAAAUCUUCAUAGUUGCCCGUUGCAGCGUAGUAUCCAUAUUUUUUGUUAUCACUUGAAAAAACCUUCUUCCUUUUUGCAUCCAACUGAUCCAAGUACCACAUCAAUUAUUAGUAAACGUAAUGUUUCUUGGAAAGUACAUUGAAUAACUAUUCUCAUCAUGCUCAAUCAUAGGUGUGUGUAAUAUGGUAGGCAUUCACAAGGGAGAUGUAUAUGUACCAGUUAGAACUUCAAAUGGACAAAUACGGAGUAAUUUCUUGUUGAAAGAUAUAAACAAUUAGAAGACUGUCAUCUCAAUGAUGAUCUAAACCAACUCAUAACUAGACAUGGCUUUACACGUUAAAUUAAGCCAAACAAAAAAAUGGUCAUGAACUAUCAAGCCAUGUCAACUUAAGCAUUGCUGCCAGAAGUCUGAUAUAGUUUCAGCAGGUCCUAACAUCCUAGUAAGUAGCUUUAGGUCAUUCUUUAACAAACCAUUUCCUGCCAAAGUCAGGACAGAUAUGUUUGAUGGCAAGGAUAUCAGAUGAAGCUUGGUUGUGGCAUGCAAGGUUUGGACAUCUAAACUUUCAGGCUUUGAGAAGAUUAUCAACUCAGAAAAUAGUUGAGGGAAUACCUAUCAUAUCACAAGUAGAUCAGCUGUGUGAUGGGAUUGUGGUAGGAAAGCAACACAGGAAGGUCUUUCCAAAAUUGGAAACUUUCAUAGCAAAGGAACAACUUGAACUUGUUCAUGGUGAUCUAUGUUGCCCAAUAUCACCAAUAGCACCUGGAGGUAAUAGCUAUUUCAUGCUAUUGGUAAAUGACUUUUCUAGAUUCAUGUGGAUCACACUUCUUAAAUGCAAAAGUGAGGCUUUUGAGGCAUUUAAGAAGUUUAAAGCUCUGACUGAAAAUGAAGUGUCAAAGAAACUGAGGUGUUUCAGAACAGAUAGGGGAGGGGAAUUCAAGUCAAAUGAAUUUCAAAAUUAGUGUGAAUAACAUGGAAUUAAAAGGCAUUUUACCACUCCAUACACACCUCAGCAAAAUGGAGUGGUUGAGAGGAGAAAUCAAACUGUAAUGAGUAUGACAAGAAGCAUUAUGAAGAGGAAAAAUGUUCCUGCAAAACUGUGGAGAGAAGCUGCAAGAACUUCAGUAUAUAUACUGAAUAGGGCACCUACUAGAAGUGUUGAAUUAAUGACUCCUUACCAAGCAUGGUAUGAAUGAGCACCAAAUGUUGAACAUCUUCGUGUGUUUGGCUGCUUGGCACAUGCUAAGGUAACAUCUCCACACCUUAGCAAACUGGCAGAUAGGAGCAUUAAAACAAUUAUGCUUGGUUAUGAAGAAGGUACAAAGGGCUAUAGAUUGCUAGAUCCAGUCAAAGAAAGAAUUAUAGUCAGUAGGGAUGUGUUUUUUGAGGAAGAUAAGAGGUGGCCAUGGCAUGAUAAUCAAGAAGAAGGGGUGACAAAUAAAGAAGAUGCUUUCACUGUAAACAUGGAAGGACUGGAGGCAGAUCAUGAUAGUGAAACCUCAAAUGAAGAUCUGGGAAACAUGUCACAACCUACAACUCCAAUGAAUGAUGACCAGAGUCUAUCAAGAACCAGUUCAGAUGCUAGCACCGAUCAUCUUAGAUACAGAAGUCUGCAGGAUAUCUAUGACUCAACAAGAGAGAUAGAAGAGGAAGUUGGCCUGUGCUUUCUAGCUAUUGAUGAGCCUAGAAACUAUGAAGAAGCAGUUGGGAAUCAAAAUUGGGAGGAAGCUAUGGCUCAAGAAAUCAAUUCCAUAGAAAAGAAUGGAACAUGGGAGCUCACAGAUAUUCUAAAGAAUCAAAAGGCCAUUAGAGUAAAAUGGGUGUUCAAGCUCAAAAAAGAUCCAGAAGGAAGAAUUGUGAAUUACAAAGCCAGGUUAGUUGCAAAAGGAUAUGUUCAUAAUUAUGGAAUUGAUUAUCAAGAGGUGUUUGCACCUAUAGCUAGAAUGGAAACAGUAAGGACACUUCUAGCCUUAACUGCACAAAGAGGCGGGGAAACACAUCAUAUGGAUGUUAAGACAGCCUUUCUUAAUGGUGAUUUGGAGGAAGAUGUUUAUGUUAAGCAACCAGAAGGUUUCAUUGACAAAGAAAAUCCAAACAAGGUUUUAAAACUACAUAAAGCAUUGUAUGGAUUAAAGCAAGCACCCAGAUCUUGGAACAUAAAGCUUGACAAGUGUCUAAAGUCACUCACUUUUGAAAAAUGCCCUUUUGAGCAUGCUGUGUAUGCAAGGCAGGAUAAGAAUCACAUUAUGAUAGUUGGAGUAUAUGUGGAUGACCUUAUUCUGACAUGCUCAAGUAGUGAGAUCAUAUAUAAUUUCAAGAUUGAGAUGCAAAAAAGGUUUGAAAUGAACGACCUUGGUUUGUUGAGCUAUUAUCUUGGAAUUGAAGUGCAGCAAAGAGGUGAGAGCAUUACUCUAUGCCAAGCAGGAUAUGCUAGGAAGUUACUUGAAAAACUUGGAAUGGCAGAGUGCAAUACUUGUUAUAUUCCUAUGGAGCCUAGAAAAAAGUUGAGCAAACAAGAAGGAGAUCUGAUAAGUUCGUAUUUCAACACGCAUUUGAUGCGUGUUGGGGUCGGAUUUUGAUGACUUUCCUAACUUUUGGGUAUCGUAAGUCUCAAUUUUAGCUCAAGUCAUGUGUACCGGGCGUAGGUACGAGUUUUGGUAUUUUUCAGAGUUGAAAUCAGGUUUUUGGGACCCGGCAUCGGCAUUUGGAAAGAGAUCGGGACGAGUUAAGAAGCAUUCGAGAGUGAAUUUUACAGUUCUGGAGGCCACCGGGAGAUUGAUGAUGAUGUUUUGAUGAAGAAAGAGCUAUUGGAUCGAUCGAGUGGUCAAACGGAGGCUUAAAACGGAAGAAAUCGAAGAAAAUGAAGAAGAAAGGCCACGCACGGCCGUGCGUACAGGGACGCACGGCGUGCGUGCGUGGCAGUAGCGGUUAAAAAGAAUAAUGAGCAACGCACGACCGUGCGUCCGGGUACGCACGCCGUGCGUCCAAGGCGUUAAAUGGAAGGAAGCCACUGGCGGCAACGCACGGCCGUGCGUCCAGGUACGCACGCCGUGCGUUCAAAGCGUUUUUUCGAAGAAGUGCUACUGGCAGCAACGCACGGACGUGCGUAGGGGAACGCACGCCGUGCGUUGCCUAUUUUUACACGGACGUCCGUCGGACGCACGGACGCAACGCACGCCGUGCGUAGGCUCCGUGCGUACCGCGGAUCUGUCCUUUUUCGACCCAAACUCAUUGUUUUCUAUAAAUAAGGCCUUCCUAACCCCGUUUUGAGGUGGGGGAAACCUAGAGAGAAGAUUAGGGACGUGUUUUACAGUGUUUUUCCGCUAUUUUGUUCAAGACCCUGAGAUUCUUUAUGACCCGCACCAAGCAUUCCGCUAAGAGGCACCGGGACAACACCGGUGCUAGCUCCAGCCGGGCCAACCCAAACAGAAAUCAGCAGCCGAUUGUACCCUACCAACCUCAGUUCCGCGACAAUGCUCAAUGAGAGAAAUAUGAGGAUUUGAUGCAACGGCGAAUAGGCAAAGUUUUGUUCCCCCAUUUGCCUACACUGGAGAGGGCUGGAUUACGAGACGAGGUUAUGGAGUUAUUGUCCCGAGACUGGUGGCAACACCUCUUCUUCGGCAUCAAUGAGCCGACUUACAAAGAGAUCACUUGCGAGGUGCUUUCUUCUUUCAGGGCUCCAAGGGAGAUUACCAACAAUUUUCACCCAGUGAUCAAGUUCAGAGCCUUUGGGGAGGAUCAUGUGUUCUCAGCAAGUGACAUCUCUGGGCACUUAGGUUUUAAUCAUUUGGGGGAUGUUGCCCGCUGGGAUGGUAGCCUUUUAGACUUUCCGCCGGAGGUGAAUCAGCAAUAGUUUUGGGAGUCUAUUACUGUUAAUGGGGGCAAGUACAACUCACAGAUUUCGCCUAGCACGGUCCUACAUCCACUCAAAUACCGCGUCAUCCAUGCCUUGUUGAGUUCCACAGUUUCCGGCCGCGCAGAGAAAGGCGGCAAGGUCUCCUCCACUGACUUCUUCUGUCUCUAUUGCAUGAUUUAUGGGAGGAGGCCGAUCUUUGGCGCUCUCUUCGCGGGACUUUUUGCCAGGCACGCUAGUUAUCGGGUCAAGGAGAUUUUUGCUGGCCCGUACAUUACCCGCAUGAUGAAGGCGAUGGGGUAUGGAGACCGUCUGGAGGGGAUGACAGUCGUAGAGCAUAUUUAUCCGAUGGAGACGCUGCCCAAGGAGAUUCCAGCUGGACGCCGAGCAGCUAGGCACACAGAUGAUGAUGCUAGUGGCGCUGAGGGCCACCAGCAGGCUGAGCAGGAUGACGCGCAUGAGAUGAUGCACGGGGCCCCCGUUCUGCCCCCGCCCCAGGGACAUGUGUUUCCCAACUCUUGGGAGGGGAUGCAUCAGCAUAUAGAGGAUGUUUAUGGCCGACUUUUUGAGCACCAGCAGCAGUUUUUCACGCAGAUGAGCAACGAUGUCACUGCAGGCUUCUCCAGUCUUGAUUUGAGGAUGACGUCAUUGGAGCAGAGAUGGGACAGACAGUUCCCCGAUGAUCAGCAGCCACCCCCUCCCCCAUUUUAGAUUAUGAUACAUUGUACCCAUAUUGAUCACAUUCUGCACUGAGCACCUGACACUACUUUUACUCUUUGUUUUCAUGGAUGUUUUCUUUCUGCUUUGUUGUGAUUGCAGCUUUUAUUGAUAAUUGAUCGUUGCUUAGACGUUUGGAAUGAAGGAUCGAUUGAGUUCAAGACCGACCAAAGACCUAGGGGAGUUUCUACGUUCCUUACUCGUACUUUUUCGCCUGCCUUUUGUUGACUUGAGUUGAUGUUGAGCACGCGCGACCCUUUCCCUUUAUCCCCUUGUGCAUUGUGCAUUUUUGGACAUCGAGGGCGAUGCCAAAGUUUAAGUGUGGGGGAGUGAAUUGGGCAUUCGGGCAUUAGUUGUUAUUUGUAAUUAUUAGAGUUAGCAUGCGCAGGUGUUAGUUGUAUAUUCAUAGGAAAGUUAUGUCAAAAUUUUCGAAAAUUUUUCUUUAAACUAUGUCUUUGUGAGCUGGCUAGCGUUUUUUACUAUGCUCUUAUAACAUCUUUGAAGUGUUUAGACUUAAAGUGCUAGCACUAUAUUCCAGUUACUGAGAGGAUGAAGGCAUUAGUCACCAAUAAAAUAAAUUCAUAAAACAUCCACCUCACCAAAAUUUUCCCCUUAGGAGAAGCCAUUUUGAGCCUGACCGUUCUUUGUUUACCCAAUUAAUUGAGCUCCAUAGCGAAAUGACCUGUGUUUUCUUAACCCGUGAAUAUUUCUGACUUAGUCUUGAUGUUUAAGGAACUAGGGGAUGAAUUGCUAAGAUUAGGGAAUUUUUGUAGGAGCCAUUUUUGGCACUGUUCCUAUGCCCCAAAUAAGGUAAGAGCAGUCACUUUUUAGGAAUUUGAUAUUUUCGAGGAUUGCAUUGUAGGCAUGGAUUCACCUUUUUAAUUAAUGAACUUUAAUGGCUAUUUUUCCUUGGUGAGGCCGAGAUUAGAAUGGGGUAAUGUCUAGUGAGAAUCCGAAAGGUGAAAAAUUAAUAUAGCUAGACCUCUUACUUUGCGAAAAAGAGAAUGGGAGCCCCAGUCAAAAAGCGUAAGAUGAGACUUGGGUAUCUUUCGAAAGAAACGGCGUUUGAUGCGUGUUGGGGUCGGAUUUUGAUGACUUUCCUAACUUUUGGGUAUCGUAAGUCUCAAUUUUAGCUCAAGUCAUGUGUACCGGGCGUAGGUACGAGUUUUGGUAUUUUUCAGAGUUGAAAUCAGGUUUUUGGGACCCGGCAUCGGCAUUUGGAAAGAGAUCGGGACGAGUUAAGAAACAUUCGAGAGUGAAUUUUGCAGUUCUGGAGGCCACCGGGAGAUUGACGAUGAUGUUUUGAUGAAGAAAGAGCUAUUGGAUCGAUCGAGUGGUCAAACGGAGGCUUAAAACGGAAGAAAUCGAAGAAAAUGAAGAAGAAAGGCCACGCACGGCCGUGCGUACAGGGACGCACGGCGUGCGUGCUUGGCAGUAGCGGUUAAAAAGAAUAAUGAGCAACGCACGGCCGUGCGUCCGGGUACGCACGUCGUGCGUCCAAGGCGUUAAAUGGAAGGAAGCCACUGGCGGCAACGCACGGCCGUGCGUCCAGGUACGCACGCCGUGCGUUCAAAGCGUUUUUUCGAAGAAG